Punica granatum (pomegranate) is the source of this 1414-nucleotide messenger RNA. The record is from RefSeq and is a predicted model, not a curated record. Lineage: Eukaryota; Viridiplantae; Streptophyta; Magnoliopsida; Myrtales; Lythraceae.
GAGAGUUGUCUCCCUCUGACUUCUGCUGUCCUCUCCAUAUUAUAUAUAUUUAUAUAUGUAUAUAUAUAUGAGGUAUAGCUGAUAGCUUGUUUCCACAAAUUGGAAAGCAAAGUCAUCAUCAUCUUCCUCCCUUCCCUUUGUUCAACACUCGACUGGAAGGGAAACACACUCAGAGAGACAGAGAGAGAUGGGAAGAGCACCGUGCUGUGACAAGGCAAAUGUAAAGAAAGGGCCGUGGUCUCCCGAAGAAGACGCGAAGCUCAAGGAUUACAUCGAGAAACAUGGGACCGGGGGCAACUGGAUCGCUCUCCCUCAGAAAGCCGGUCUAAAGAGAUGUGGGAAGAGCUGCCGGUUAAGAUGGCUCAACUAUCUCAGGCCGAACAUUAAACAUGGCGAAUUCUCCGAUGUCGAAGACCGUAUCAUCUGCACUCUUUUUGCUAAUAUCGGGAGCAGGUGGUCCAUAAUAGCCGCCCAGCUGCCCGGGCGGACGGACAAUGAUAUCAAGAACUACUGGAACACGAAGCUGAAGAAGAAGCUCAUGGGCAAUUUCUACAUCAACCCGCCAGGUCAUAGUAACCUUUCUUGUGGAAUGCCGUUGGCACCCGAACAACGACAACACUUCAUCGAUCCCUUCUCUCCAACGAUCCCAACACUGUCAGUCCCUAGCUCUUCCACUUCCGACUUCUACGAACUCAGUCCAUUCAAUUCCUCGUCAUCCUCAUCAGCAGCAACAAACCUUCAGUCCCGAGAGACCCUUGUGGGCCCCAUCAAUAUGUACGGUCACGAAGCUGCUAGCUGCAGCUCCUCCGAUGGAAGCUCCGUCGACAAAGAUAAUCAUCAUCCUCGGUUCGAUCAUCACCAGCAGGUGCCCAACAAUAAUCUGCAGGGCUUCUCACCGUCUCACUAUGGGAAUGAGAUCUUGGGGCCAGGCGAUCAAGACAUGAUUAACUACGGCAGCAACAGUGCCCCGUUAGAUUACUAUGGCUCCAUCGAGGAGAUCAAGCAGCUUAUAAGCAACACUUCUUCUAGCCUCACCACCGCUACUACUAACCAUAAUAAUAAUGACUGUAAUUACAGCGGCUUCUUGUUCGAUGUCGAGAACCGGAGCAGUAGUCCCGAAAGCGUAGCGGCCAAUGUACCUACUAGAGCAGACGAAGGAGUCUUGUACUACUACUGAUUAUUAAUUAAUUAAGUGAUGGUGACUUCUGGUGAAAGAUCAAAAGAGAUUUGAAAAUCAACGUAUUGGAGUUAGAAUAUGUCAGAGAUUUGGACUCCGUCUGUGCGUUCAGAAGGACAAUAUGGUAAAAAUCGGGGUAUUACUAUUACUAUUACUUUUUUCUCUCUGCAAUAGGAAAAAUGUCAUGGAAAUCAGAGAACAUUCGAUUAAAAUAAUGUAGUUGAGCUUGUGACUCAA